This is a messenger RNA of Nerophis ophidion (straightnose pipefish), 5594 nucleotides long. It is a transcript of the gene ephb6, whose product is annotated as eph receptor B6. The record is from RefSeq and is a predicted model, not a curated record. Lineage: Eukaryota; Metazoa; Chordata; Actinopteri; Syngnathiformes; Syngnathidae. Gene Ontology annotation, molecular function: protein binding; ATP binding; transmembrane-ephrin receptor activity. Gene Ontology annotation, biological process: axon guidance; central nervous system projection neuron axonogenesis; cell surface receptor protein tyrosine kinase signaling pathway. The coding region runs from base 134 to 3148 and encodes 1004 amino acids. The transcript is spliced from 19 exons. Gene Ontology annotation, cellular component: plasma membrane; neuron projection.
ACACACACACACACACACACACACACACACACACACACACACACACACACACACACACACACACACACACACACACACACACACACACACACACACUUCUCACUCUUCUCCCACUGUCAGUGUCAGCGUGGAGAUGUGGAGAGUCCUUCUGUGCUUCUGUCUUCUUCUCAGACACAAUUCAUCUGAGGAAGUGAUGCUGCUGGACACGACGGAAUCUACCUCAGAACUGGGCUGGAUCACAUACCCGGACACGGGGUGGGACGAGGUCAGCGUCCUGGACGACCGGGGGAGGCUGAUCCGCACGUUCGAGGUGUGCAACGUCAACCAGAACUCCCGCGUCAGAGACAACUGGCUGGCCACGCCCUUCCUGUACCGCCACGCCGCCCCGCGGGUUUUCGUCACGCUACGCUUCUCGGUGCGGGACUGCGCCAGCCUGCGGAGCCCCUCCCCCACCUGCAGGGAGACGCUGACCUUGUUCUACAAGCAGGCCGACAGCCAGCGGGAACUGGAGAAGACCUGGGCGGCCGAGCCAUCCAGCGGCGAGAAGGUUACCAGGGAGGGCUGGGUGAAGAUCGACACCAUCGCCGCGGAUAAGAGCUUUUCCAAGGUGGAGCCCAGCUCGCCGCACCAGUACCAGGACAAGCGAUACAGCCGCGUCAACGUCAAGACACGCAGCUUCGCCCCGCUCACACGCAACGGAUUCGUCCUGGCGGUGGUGGACAGCGGCGCCUGCGUUUCCCUCAUUGGGGUGUCGGUCUUUUACCGCCGCUGUCCCGCCACCAACCUCCACUUGGCGUCCUACCCGGCCACGCCGUCAGGAGCGGAAGCCACAUCCCUGGUGGCGGUGAACGGGACGUGCGUGACCCACAGCCGGGCCGCGGCGGGCGGCAAGCCUCGCAUGCACUGCAACGCGGAGGGAGAGUGGAUGGUGGCGGUCGGCGGCUGCGUCUGCGACGCCGGCUACCAACCCAACGACAACGGAUCUGCUUGCUUGGCAUGCCCAGUGGGCUACUUCAAGACCGCUUCUGGUUCCGGGCCCUGCUCCGCGUGUCCUGCCAACAGCCGGACCAGCAGCGAGGGCUCCAGCGCGUGCGAGUGUCGCAGCAGCUUCUACCGCGCGGCCGGCGAUGCCAACUCCUCGGCUUGCACGAGUCCUCCCUCCGCCCCGGCGUCGCUGUCCUGGGAGUACGAGAGUCGCGACGGCGGGGUGUCUUUGAGGUGGCGCCCUCCGCUGGACAUGGGGGGCCGGGGCGAGGUGUGGUACGGGGUGGUGUGUCGCAUCUGCCCCUCCGCCGCCGUUACCAACCCGGCGUCCUGCUCCUGGUGCGGCGAGGGCGUCACCUUCAGCCCCACCCAGACCGGCCUCAAGCAGACCAGCGUGACCCUCAACAACCUGCUGACCAGGGUCACAUACCUCAUACAGGUCCAAGCCAUGAAUGAGGUGUCCUCCCUCAGCCCUUUCCCCGCCCGCUACACAAGCAUCAACUUUACCACCAGCCAAUCAGUUCCCAGCACGGUCCCCAUGAUGCACCAGCUGAGCCGUGCGUCGGACUCCAUCACCUUGUCCUGGCCUCAGCCCGACCGACCCAACGGGGACAUCUUGGAGUACCAACUGAGAUAUUUUGACAAGGGCUCGGAUGUGGACAGUGCGGUCAGCGUGUACAGCGAGACCAACACGUUGGCCGUCAGCUCGCUCAUCCCCGGAUCCAUCUACGCCUUCCAGAUACGGGCGAGGAAUGAGCGAGGCUACGGUCCGUACAGCAACACCAUAUACUUCACCACGCUGCCACUUGAGGAGCAUUCCCAGCAGGUCCAGAACCACCUACCUCUUCUGAUAGGAUCUGUGAUGGGCGGGGCGGCGUUUCUGCUGGUGGUAGCGGCCAUCGUGGUCGUGGUGGUGUUUCGCAGUAAAAGGAGGGAGAGUCCGUACAGCGACAGACUGCAGCGGUACAUCAGCAACAGAGGUGGAGUGAAAUACUAUGUAGACCCCUCCACGUACGAGGACCCGAGCGAGGCAGUCAAAGAAUUUGCCCGAGAGAUAGAUUCUACUCAUCUGAAGAUCGAGGAGGUGAUUGGUGCAGCCCAGUUUGGAGAAGUGUCCCGGGGACGCUAUCGUCCACCAGGCCGGAGGGAGAUCCUGGUUGCCGUCAAGACUUUACGCUGGGGGGCGUCCGACAGAGAGAAGGGCAUGUUCCUUAGUGAGGCCGGGGUCCUGGGACAGUUUGAGCACCCUAACGUGCUGAAGCUGGAGGGCGUGGUAACCCACGUACCUCCGGCGAGAAUCGUGACAGAGUUCAUGGAGAACGGUCCUUUGGAUUCCUUCCUCAGGGAGAACGAGGGUCAGUUCAGCGUCCUCCAGCUGGUCGGGAUGCUCCGAGGGGUCGGAGCCGGGAUGCGUUACCUCUCAGAGAGAAACUUUGUCCACAGGGACUUGGCGGCCAGGAACGUUCUGGUCAACUCCAACCUGGUGUGCAAGGUGUCCGACUUUGGUUUGUCCCGACUCAUGAGGGGCCUGGACCAAAACAUGCCAACGUACACAGCCUCGCUGGGAAGUAAGAUUCCUGUGAGGUGGACAGCACCUGAAGCCUUCCAACACCGCAAGUUCAGCUCAGCCAGCGACGUGUGGAGUUUCGGCAUCCUGAUGUGGGAAGUCAUGUCGUACGGAGAACGUCCAUACUGGGACAUGAGUAAUCAGGAAGUAAUGAAGGCAGUAGCGGACCAGUAUCGCCUCCCGGCGCCCGCUAGCUGCCCCUCAGCCGUCCACUCUCUCAUGCUGCAGUGCUGGCAGGCCGAGCGAGGGGACCGUCUGGUUUUCGAGUCCAUCCUGUCCUCUUUGGACCGACUCAUCAGGCAUCCCGUGUCACUGAAAGCCGACAUAACCCGGGGUUGCUCACAGCCACUGCUAAGCCCUGCCCCCACAGACUUCUCAUCAGUCGCGACCGUCAGUGAUUGGCUGAGAGCGCUGAAGAUGGAGCGGUACCAGGACGAGUUUGAGCGAGCACACCUGGACACGCUCGACCGAGUGAGCCGGCUCACCGUGGAGGACAUCCAGAACCUGGGCGUGAACCUGCUGGGCCACCAGAGGAAGAUCUUCAGCGCCGCCCAGCAGCUGAAAGCCCAUCUCAGCCAGGGACAGGUGGAGGUGUGACACCGCCCCCACCACCCCCACCCGCUCCCCCAACCACCACCACCACCACCACGGAGACAAUCUGCUGAUGUCAGCACAAAAAGACUUAUAGAAGACAAGAUGCACUAUGAAGAGGAGCACUUCUUCCACACUCUCCUCCUUCUCCAAUAUCCCCUUUUCCUCCUCCAUCCACAUUCUUUUUUUUUUUUUUUUUUUUUACUAAUGACACUGUUCAUUUUGUGUCAUAAAGUGAUGGGAGUACAAGCUCGAACGUGAUGAAGUCAUAAUAAUCAGCAUAUCAGGGCCUCGUUCUCACUUGUCGGGACAUUUUGUAUGAGCAGCACACCCACUUGUGUGUACACCAGACACACACACACACACACACACACACACACACACACACACACACACACACACACACACACACACACACACACACAUUCAUGUAUUUCUGACCUUCUUGAGACUUUGUUUACUUUGUGUUAGUGUGUGACACGACAAAACACUUAAAGUGUGUGGUUGUGCGUGCGUGUGUGUGUGUGUGUGUGUGUGUGUGUUUGUGUGUGUGUGUGUGUGUGUGUGUGUGUGCGCCGACAUCCCACUAAUGUGUGGAUGGUUUGUGUGUGUAAGUGUGUUCUGGCCAUUCUGACUUAAUGGGGACAUCGUUCUGUUUACACACUCACCUUUAGGGGACUUCUGACGGUAUGGGGACCCAAAAAAAAAAAAAAUGAUAGUCAGAUCCAUUCUGAAGAUGCCCAAGUAUUUUUUUAAGCUUUGGUCCAUGAAAUAAUGUUUACUGGUUAGUUUGAGUGUGAACUUUUUGUGUUUUUUAAAUGGUCCUGAGUAGUCACGUACAAAUGUGUGUGAAUUAUGCAAAAUCAUUUAAAUUUGGUCCCUAUGAACCAUAUGAACUCUUUCCCCAGGGUCCCCAGUAAGUGUGAUCAACACAUUACUUCAUCAAUCCAGAGAUAUAAAGACGUGUAUGAGCUAACUGGGCAGUGGCCAUUUGACCUCAUUUUUUUUAUGCCUCCGCAAUCUGUAGAAAGGGUGGUCCCCACUAGUCAUGAACAAACACUUGGUCCCCAUUCCAAAGGAUAACCAGUAUGUGUGUGUGUGUGUGUGUGUGUUUCCACCCUUCUUGAGACACCAACAAGGACAAGUAGCUUCCAUAUGAGGAGGUGUGAACAAAUUAGGGACAUAAAUCAUGGUCCCAAUACUGAAAACCAUUGAAUCUAAUAGAGAAUGUCUCAUUUGCAACCCUGGUGGUGGCAUCUAUCAAAAUGAGGGUGGUCCCAAAAAGGAGGGAUUUUUUUUAUUUUUUUUAAAAUUGAUUGUGUGUCGCUUUUAAAAGUGGUCAACAUAUGAAACAACAAGUGUGUGUAAGAAAUUUAAAUUUGUCCCCUUUGGCCAAAAUGAAUACAAAAAUAAAAUAAAUAUGUAAAUAGAGACAUACUGUAAUACCUUGAAGUAAAUAUGAAGAUUAAAACCAAUUACAACAGCAACAAAAAAAGAAGAAUUUUUUUUUUUUUACUAAAAGCAGUCUUUUUCUCACAAUGUGUCGACUUUUUUCCCAUAAAAUUUUGGACACUUUCUCAUUUUAUUUCUGUUUCUGUAAUAAUGCAAUAUUUUCUCGUAAAAUUAUUAUUUUUUUAUGUAACGUUAUGUUUUUUAUGCAAAAUGGUGACAUUUGUCAUAUAAAAUUCUGACGUUUAUCAGGAUAUUGCCAAUUCUUUUCAUUGUUCUUGUAAAACGGUGGUAUUUUUUCAGUACAAUGAUGACUUUUGUAAAAUUCCGAUCAUUAUUAUAAUAUUCCCAACAUAUUUACAUUCUCUUAUAAAAUUGUGACUUUUGUCGAUUAAAAUUACGACUCUUUUCAUAAAAUUUACACUAUUUUAAGCAAUUUCUUGUAAAAUUGCGACUGUUAUUGAGUAAAAUUCCAAGUUUUAUCAUAAAAUUGCACAAAUGUUUGUUUUUUCUUGUAAAAUUGUGAUUGUUAUCGAGUAAAAUUCCAACCUUUAUCAUUAUAUUGCACAAAUGUUCAGGUUUUCUUGUCAAAAUUUUCACUUGCGUUGGGUGAAAUUAUGGCUUUAAUUAUAAUACUGCCAAAAUUUUACAUUUUUCUUGUGAAAUUCAAACUCGUUUUUCACAACAAGCUUUUUUAUGUUUGCAUAGUAUGUAUAUAUUAUUAUUGUUGUAAAUACACAUCUUUAUAUAUCUAAAAAGGGUAGUUCUAAAGAGGGAGGCAUUUUUCAGAGGUCUCAAGAAGGUCAGAAAUACACGUGUGUGUGUGUGUGUGUGUGUGUGUGUGUGUGUGUGUGUGUGUGUGUGUGUGUGUGUGUGUGUGCGUGUGUGUGUGUGUGUGUGUUUGUGUGUGUGUGUGUCACACACAUUAGCUGUUUACACAUGUAAGUGACCACCACUAUUCCAUAAGUGUGCAUACAUUUGUAUAAUAAAUGAUUUUAUUUAA